This is a messenger RNA of Hymenoscyphus albidus, 1107 nucleotides long. The record is from the annotation of a GenBank genome assembly. Lineage: Eukaryota; Fungi; Ascomycota; Leotiomycetes; Helotiales; Helotiaceae.
UUUUUAGCUUUCGCAUCAUCAUUGACGACAGCCACAGCCACGGCCACGUUAAUCUUCAACACCAAUCCCCUCUCUACCAAAACACACCAUCUACCUCUACUUCUACCUCUACCUCCACCUCCACCUCCCCCUCCCAUCAUGUCAAUUUGGGACAAGCUUACUGGGCGCAAGUCGUCCUCCACCACAUCGUCAUCCACCACCUCUCCAACAUCAAAUUCAACCCAAGACUCCUUCCAACCCGCUGCUCCUGCUCCUUUUGAUCCCCAAGAGGCCCAAGAUGUUUCUUCCUUUCUCACAGGUCCUGCCUUCGCAGACCCAUCUCAAUUACAUCCCCUUGCUGGUCUGAAUCAACAAACCCUGGAUUAUUUGUCUUUGGAGGACUCGGCGCUUUCGGAUCUUCCUGGUUCGCAAUCAGCUUUGCCAUCGCGGGGAUGGUCAGACGAUCUCUGCUAUGGUACUGGAGUAACAUAUGUCACUGCGCUGGGACUGGGGGGUGCCUGGGGACUGCAAGAGGGUUUGAGGAGAUCAAUCAACCAACCCCCAAAAUUGCGACUGAACUCGGUGCUCAACGCAGUUACGAGGCGAGGACCUUUUUUGGGAAAUUCGGCAGGUGUUAUCGCAAUGGUUUAUAAUGGUAUCAACUCCUUCAUUGGACACACGCGCGGAAAACACGAUUCGGUGAACAGUAUCGUGGCAGGUGCUUUAAGUGGAAUGCUCUUCAAGAGCACUCGGGGCGUUCGACCUAUGAUGAUUUCCGGAGGAAUUGUGGCAUCAGUUGCUGGCGCAUGGGCCGUAAGUAAUUGCUCGCUUCAUCAACGAUAUACUAGCUAACAUUCAUGAUACAGGUUAUGAGAAAGGCAAUCUUCUAAGAACUUAUGACUGGAUGCUUCUCUUACACCAAAACAAGCGACCGCUCUCCCUUUCUUUCAUAGCCCUUCCGCACAUUUCCUCAACCUCUGAGCCUUUUAAGCUCACACUCUUGUAUUAGAACUUUAAUUUGUCUUGUUGGUGUUAGAUCCAUUUAAUGGGAAUUGGGAUGCAUAAGCGACAAAUGAUCUCUCCUCUGCCUACGGGCAUAUUUGUGUACAUAUAGAUGAAAUGGGCGGA